Molecule: messenger RNA, 785 nt
Organism: Capsella rubella
Lineage: Eukaryota; Viridiplantae; Streptophyta; Magnoliopsida; Brassicales; Brassicaceae
Product: dormancy-associated protein homolog 3
Exons: 3
Coding region: 4-546 (180 amino acids)
Source: RefSeq, a predicted model, not a curated record
UCAAUGAAACCUCUCUCUACUACAAACAACAAACAACAGUUUUUAAGAAAAUUAGAAAAAGACCCCAAAAACUUUAGUUUCUUAUCAAUUUCAACCUUUCUCCUUAUGGGCUUACUUGAUCAUCUCUGGGAUGAUACCGUCGCUGGUCCACGGCCAGAGAACGGCCUUGGCAAGCUUCGUAAACACCAUACCUUCAGUUUCCGACCUAGCUCCGGUAAUGAUCAAUCUGAAGCUGGAAGUGCGAGAUCGUACGGUGAGGAUUCGCCGGAAGAAACUGUGAAAGUUACACGUAGCAUCAUGAUAAUUAAACCACCCGGUUAUCAAAGCGGUUCAGCUCCUGCUUCUCCUGCCGGUUCAACUCCGCCGCUUUCUCCUUUCUCUCCGCCGCUCUCUCCGUUCACGGAGCAAACGCAGCAGGAAAGGAACCCUUUCGGUUUAGGAGGCGGUCGACGUCGGAUGCGUUCGAUAAGGCGGCAGUCGGAGGAGGAGGCGGAUCAGAGACUGGACCAAGGAGCUCUCCUCCUCCUUACGGCAUGUGAUCUUUAAAGUCUCUAACACAAAAUCUUGAAAAAGAGAUAAAAAAAAAAAAAAAACAGAGUACCCUUAUGACAACAACAUCAAGUGGUUGUUUAGUUUGCAAAGUCUUGUUGUGUUUUUCUUGCUUGUGUAGGUUCGUUUUGUUUUGUGUGUGUUAAUGUUUUGCUUUUGUAAUGCUUUUUUUUUUACGAGUUUGUACAUUUUUGCUGCAAUGAUAAUAACAAGAGACAUGUAGAUGCUUAACUUUA